GAAUAAUUCAUUCGCUCUACCUUCCCCGCCGCACCUCCCACUCCUCUGUUUGUGGCCGUCCUUUCUCUCCGAAAAUCUCAGGUUACUUGGCUGCGGAGUUCUCCGACCUCCCCGUCCCUGCCCAGCCCUCCGCCUCCAAUCCGUACGAGACUCUCAGCCCCAGCAAUUGGAUUGGGCAGCCUGUCUUGACACAGCACUGUGCUGAGUGCUUGAGGACGUGUUUCAACAGAUGGUUGGGGUUAGUGUGUGUCAUCACAUUCGAGUGGGGAUUAAGAGAAGGAAGGCUGCCCUGCUGGAGCUGUGUGGUCUUCUUCAAGUGAGAGUCGCAGGCAAAUCCAAGUACUUGGCUUUGGGGAAGAGGAGGAGGAAUUCAUUUGCAGCCGCCGCAAGAAAAGCAGUAUUUUCAGGUACUGAGGGUCAGCUGCCAUCAGCCUGAGAAGGUGAAUUUGGCCAAUGACAUGAAGAUUCUUCAAGGCGGAAUCAUUGCAGAGAAGCUUCAAAGGACUCCAUCUGCAGAUGUUCUGAAAACCUCUGAGUCUAGAAAUUGAUUAUUCACCCAGGAUACCUACCUAAUUCAAGCUUCCAGAACGCAGCAGGACAAGGGGUUUUGAGGACUUUGCAACUUUGUAACUUUGGACCAAGCACAAUGAAGCAUCCCUGCUGGGCUCUGCUGCUGGCUGUGCUGGGUACAGAGCUGCUGGGAAGCCUGUGUUCCACUGUGCGGUCCCAGAGAUUCCGCGGAAGGAUACAGCAGGAACGGAAAAACAUCAGACCCAACAUUAUCCUUGUGCUCACUGACGACCAGGACGUGGAGCUGGGUUCUCUGCAAGUCAUGAACAAGACAAGAAAGAUCAUGGAACACGGUGGGGCCACCUUCACCAACGCCUUUGUGACCACGCCCAUGUGCUGUCCGUCACGCUCAUCCAUGCUCACUGGGAAGUACGUGCAUAACCACAAUGUCUACACCAACAAUGAGAACUGUUCUUCUCCCUCGUGGCAGGCCAUGCACGAGCCUCGGACCUUUGCUGUUUAUCUCAACAACACUGGCUACAGAACAGCCUUUUUUGGAAAAUACCUCAAUGAAUACAAUGGCAGCUACAUCCCUCCUGGAUGGCGAGAGUGGCUCGGAUUAAUCAAGAAUUCUCGUUUCUAUAAUUACACUGUUUGUCGCAAUGGCAUCAAGGAGAAGCAUGGAUUUGAUUAUGCAAAGGAUUACUUCACAGACUUAAUCACUAACGAGAGCAUUAAUUACUUCAAAAUGUCUAAGAGAAUGUAUCCCCAUAGGCCCAUUAUGAUGGUGAUCAGCCACGCAGCGCCACACGGCCCUGAAGACUCCGCCCCACAGUUUUCAAAACUGUACCCCAAUGCCUCCCAACACAUAACUCCAAGCUAUAACUAUGCACCGAACAUGGACAAACACUGGAUCAUGCAGUACACAGGACCCAUGCUGCCUAUCCACAUGGAGUUUACCAACGUGCUCCAGCGCAAACGACUCCAGACUCUGAUGUCAGUCGACGACUCUGUUGAGAGGCUGUACAGCAUGCUUGUGGAGACGGGGGAGCUGGACAACACUUAUAUCAUCUACACUGCGGACCACGGCUACCACAUCGGACAGUUUGGGCUGGUCAAGGGGAAAUCCAUGCCGUACGACUUUGACAUCCGUGUGCCUUUCUUCAUUCGCGGUCCCAGCAUAGAACCCGGGUCGAUAGUCCCACAGAUUGUUCUGAACAUUGACCUAGCUCCUACCAUUUUGGAUAUUGCUGGUCUUGAUGCUCCUCCUGAUGUGGAUGGCAAAUCUGUCCUCAAACUUCUAGACUUGGAAAGGCCAGGUAACAGGUUUCGGACAAACAAGAAGGCCAAAAUCUGGCGUGAUACAUUCCUAGUGGAAAGAGGGAAAUUUUUACGAAAGAAGGAGGAGCCCAGCAAGAAUAUCCAACAGUCAAACCACUUGCCCAAAUAUGAGAGGGUCAAGGAACUGUGCCAGCAGGCCAGAUACCAGACAGCCUGUGAGCAGCCCGGGCAGAACUGGCAGUGCAUCGAGGACACCUCCGGCAAGCUUCGAAUCCACAAGUGUAAAGGGCCCGGCGAGCUGCUCACCGUCCGUCAGAACAAGCGCAACCUCUACAAUCGCGGCUUGCAUGACAAAGAGUGCCAUUGUAGGGACUCCGGCUAUCGCUCCAGCAGAAACCAGAGGAAGAAUCAAAGGCAAUUCCUGAGGAAUCAGGGAACACCAAAGUAUAAGCCCAGAUUUGUGCACACCCGGCAGACUCGGUCCCUGAGCGUUGAAUUUGAAGGUGAAAUCUAUGACAUCAAUCUGGAAGAAGAAGAAUUGCAAGUGUUACCGCCGAGGAGCAUUGCUAAGCGCCAUGAUGAGGGCCACCAGGGCUUCGGAGGCCACCAGGCUGCUGCUGGUGACAUCAGGAAUGAGAUGCUGGCAGACAGCAACAAUGCUGUGGGGUUACCCGCCACUGUCCGGGUGACACACAAAUGUUUUAUUCUUCCAAAUGACACAAUCCAUUGUGAGAGGGAGCUGUACCAGUCGGCCAGAGCGUGGAAGGACCAUAAGGCCUACAUCGAUAAAGAGAUCGAAGUUCUACAAGAUAAAAUCAAGAAUUUAAGGGAAGUGAGGGGACACCUGAAGAAAAGGAAGCCUGAGGAGUGUAGCUGUGGUGAGCAGAGCUAUUACAACAAAGAGAAAAGUGUCAACCGACAAGAGAAGCUAAAGAGUCACCUUCACCCCUUCAAGGAGGCUGCUGCCCAGGAGGUGGGCAGCAAACUGCAGCUCUUCAAGGAGCAUCGUCGGAGGAAGAAGGAGAGGAAGGAGAAGAAACGCCAGAGAAAGGGAGAGGAGUGUAGCCUGCCCGGCCUCACCUGCUUCUCCCAUGACAACAACCACUGGCAGACGGCCCCGUUCUGGAACCUGGGAUCUUUCUGUGCAUGCACAAGUUCUAACAACAAUACCUACUGGUGUUUGCGUACAGUCAACGAGACGCACAAUUUUCUGUUUUGUGAGUUUGCUACUGGCUUUCUGGAAUAUUUUGACAUGAAUACGGAUCCUUAUCAGCUCACAAAUACAGUACACACGGUAGAACGGGGCAUCUUAAAUCAGCUGCAUAUACAGCUAAUGGAGCUCCGAAGCUGCCAAGGGUAUAAACAGUGCAACCCAAGACCCAGGAGCCUGGACAUUGAGGACAAUUAUGGGAUGGAUGGGAAGGUUAGUCACUCCAGUGUCGCUUCAGACACCAACUGGCAAGGCCUGGAGGAGUUAUCCGGUGCGAACGACAUCGAUGAGUACAGAUCUAACCCUAGACUGAGUCUGGAGGACUGGAGUAGUUACCUGAGUGCUGUCCACAGAGUCUUUGCACUGCUGAACAGUCACCGUGAUCCAAACAAAGCAAACAGGACUCCAACUGCACAAAGUGGUGGCUUCCCGGUCACCUCUGCUGCGCUCCUGGUGCCAGCAGAGAUGGCUUCUGCAGAGUCAGGUGAAGACCCAAGUCAUGUGGUUGGGGAAACACCUCCUUUGCCCUUGCCAGCCAAUCUCCAAACCCUGCAUCUGAACAGACCAACGUUAAGUCCAGAGAGAAAACUUGAAUGGAAUAACGACAUUCCAGAAGUGAAGCAUUUGAAUUCUGAACACUGGAGAAAAACUGAGAAGCAGCUAGGAUGGGAGGAGGGGCAUCAUCCUGAAGGUGACAUCAGUGGCAACAGUAUGACAGAGCUGCUGCUCCAGUCUCCUCUCGGCCAGCAGCCUACCAGUCAGCACCAACAAAAGCGUUCCCAGGGUGUGGAGGCAGAGGAGGAUGCUUUUGAAGAUCAGUUGCGUCCUCUCAUCCACUCUGACAGAACUCCGGUUCAUCCGGUGUUCAACGUGUCCCGAGUGGAGCAGCCUCUUCACUCCAGCUACAGGGAGAGAAUGUUGACGGAGAUGGAGGGGAGUGGUACAAAGGACUGGGUACCAAAUCUCGAAGGCAGUGCCUCCUCCUCUCGUCACCUCUGCUUAGAUUAAAUGUUGCCUAGCAUAAUAUUUCUUUCCACGUUUUCAUUAGUAAACUAGUGGUGGCAAUCGUGACUCCCAACCUUCUGAGCUCCCUGGGUGCACAUGCACAGUAGACAUUCAUGUGCACAUGUGUGGGUGAUGCUCGCACACAGACUAGUGUAAUUCAAGAUUUUAGCAAGAAGGGAGAAGUGGGGGCACAUUUUCUGUUUUCAUGCUUUGUUUUUGGUACUAAAACAGUGUUACCUUUUGAAUAUUGUAGAGACAUGAGUAUAUAAAGUCUAUCCAGUCAAAAUGGCUAGAAUUGUGCCUUUGUAAGUUUUAAAAGCUUGAUGCCCUUGGUGAAUCUGUCAACCUAUCUUCCCUGCCUGCAUAAUGAAGUUUGAAUUUGUUUCUAACCACUGGAAUUUUUCAACAUCAUCAUCUUUGGUUCAAUGAUUUUGCACUUUGAGUUUGGAAUACUGUGUCUGCUUGGUUCGUAGUGUUAUUAUGCUUCUUUUAAACAGGCUUAUCAGAGUCACACACUUUGUGACUAGGAAGGACAAAGGAAUAGACCCCCGGCAAGAACACACAGUAUGGAUCACAUAUUGUUUAACGUACGCUUUUCCCAGAAAACAUUGUGUGUAUUUUACCUCGACGUGCUAAACUUGAUUAGCAGAAAGGCAUGGCUCACAAUUUUGGUGGUAAAACAAUAAAUCCUGAGGGAAUAAGCAAUAAAUAAAACAAGAAUGACCUGUU
Messenger RNA from Apodemus sylvaticus (European woodmouse), 4735 nucleotides. RefSeq names its product sulfatase 1 (gene Sulf1). The record is from RefSeq and is a predicted model, not a curated record. Gene Ontology annotation, cellular component: endoplasmic reticulum; Golgi apparatus; plasma membrane. NCBI's taxonomy places the organism in Eukaryota, Metazoa, Chordata, Mammalia, Rodentia, Muridae. The coding region runs from base 647 to 4009 and encodes 1120 amino acids. The transcript is spliced from 21 exons. Gene Ontology annotation, molecular function: N-acetylglucosamine-6-sulfatase activity; glycosaminoglycan binding; calcium ion binding.